Molecule: messenger RNA, 2580 nt
Organism: Pseudomyrmex gracilis
Lineage: Eukaryota; Metazoa; Arthropoda; Insecta; Hymenoptera; Formicidae
Product: ATP-binding cassette sub-family F member 3
Exons: 10
Coding region: 128-2284 (718 amino acids)
Molecular function (GO): ATP hydrolysis activity; ATP binding
Source: RefSeq, a predicted model, not a curated record
CACAUCUCGGUGGGAACUUGACGGCUGAUCUGUCAAGCAGCGGAACUUCUGGUGUGGCCCUUUUACGAGAUCGAAAGAUCACGAAUUUUUUUUAAGUGUAAAAUUUUUAAAUAACUAUUGUUGUAUUAUGGCAACCUGUGGGGAAUACAUUCGUAGCCAGUUUCCGACAAUAGACGACGAUCUGUAUCAAUACGUAAAAGAUAUCCUGGACAGUUCCAAGGAUGACUUCGAGGAUGGCGAUGAGAUAUACGAGGCGAUCGGACAAGUGUUGCACGAAGUGGCCGACAAAUCAGAAAACGAGGUUAGGCAAAUAUGUGUGAAAUUAUUGGAAAUAUUAAAGGGCAGCUCAAAUAAUGAUGACAUAAAUAGGAGAAAAAAUGGUGUUAAUAAAGUAUUAAAUGCUCCAGUUCAUUUGGGAUCAUUAGCUGCUACUUUAGAAGCCCAAGUUGAACAAAUUAAGAGUAUAUGGGUUACUACUAGAGAUGAUGGAAUGAAGGUAGAUGCUAAAAAAUUAGAAAAGGCUGAGGCUAAAUUGCAACAAAAACAAGAGAAACGUAUUGUAAAUGAACAAGGAUCAGCCUCUCGUAUUAACACUGCCAAUUAUUCGACUGAAAGUGCAGCUAGCGCCAGUCAAAUGAUGAGUAAAAAAGAUAGUAGAAUGGAGACCAAAGGUGGAAUGAAUAAAACGCAAGAUAUUAGAAUUGAGAAUUUUGAUGUUGCGUACGGCGAUAGAGUGUUGUUGCAAGGUGCUGACUUAACGCUUGCUUUUGGCAGGCGAUACGGUUUAAUUGGUAGGAAUGGUCUUGGAAAGACCACUUUACUUCGAAUGAUUUCAAGUAAACAGCUAAGGAUACCGUCGCACGUGCGAGUGUUGCAUGUCGAACAAGAAGUAGCCGGCAACGACACAUCCGCGCUAGAGUCUGUAUUGGAAUGCGAUCAAGAACGAAGCGCGUUACUCAGUCAAGAGGCAAGAUUGCAAGCAGCGAUAGAGAAGGACGGCUCCAAAACAGGCGAUGCGUUAGGCGAAGAUUUGGCUCGGGUGUAUGAAGCAAUGCAAUUGGCCGAGGUUGACAAGGCGCCCGCUAGAGCAAGCGCUAUAUUAUCAGGACUUGGAUUUUCCGUAGAGAGACAAUCUUGGCCAACUAAAGCGUUUUCCGGUGGUUGGCGAAUGAGACUCGCUCUCGCAAGGGCUCUAUUCUCUAAACCAGAUCUGUUGCUACUUGACGAACCAACAAACAUGCUCGACAUCAAAGCGAUACUCUGGUUAGAGAAAUAUUUACAAACGUGGCCGACAACAUUACUCGUGGUAUCGCACGAUCGGAAAUUCUUAGACACAGUGCCUACUGAUAUUUUAUAUUUACGUGGGCAAAAAAUAGAAGCAUAUCGUGGUAAUUACGAGCAAUUUGUGAAAACGAAAGGCGAGCGUGAACGAAAUCAACAACGAGAAUAUGAGGCUCAACAAGCGAAGCGAGCUCACGUACAAGAAUUUAUUGACAAAUUUCGUUAUAAUGCAAAUCGAGCAUCUAGUGUACAAAGCAAGAUAAAGAUGUUGGAGAAAUUACCUGAUUUGAAGCCAAUGGAAAAAGAGAGUGAAGUAACACUCAAUUUCCCCGAUGUUGAGCCAUUGAGUCCGCCGAUAUUGCAACUCAACGAAGUUUCCUUCAGCUAUAACGCAGGUGAUAUGGUAUUUAGCAAUGUGAAUCUUACUGCCAGUUUACAAUCGCGCAUUUGUAUUGUCGGCGAAAACGGAGCAGGCAAAACUACCCUCUUGAAAAUCAUCACAGGCGCAUUGAGUCCGACGCGAGGCACGGUGCAUGUGCACCGUAAUUUAAAAUUCGGAUAUUUUAGUCAACAUCACGUCGAUCAAUUGGACAUGCGCGUCUGUCCCGUCGAAUUAUUACAAAUGCAUUUUCCAGGCAAGCCAAUCGAGGAGUAUAGACGAAUGCUUGGAAGUUUUGGAAUAAGCGGCAAUUUGGCGUUACAAACAAUAAACUCCCUUUCAGGGGGACAAAAAUCCAGAGUUGCAUUUGCCUUGAUGUGCGCUGCAAUGCCUAAUUUCCUAGUACUUGAUGAGCCCACGAAUCAUCUCGAUAUCGAAUCUAUUGAAGCUCUGGGAAAAGCUCUCAAUAAUUGCCAGGCUGGUGUAAUAUUAGUUUCGCAUGAUGAACGUUUAAUUCGAAUGGUUUGUACAGAAUUGUGGGUUUGUGGAGAAGGAUCUGUUCGGUGCAUCGAAGAAGGUUUCGAUGAGUAUCGCAGAAUUAUCGAAAGAGAGCUUGAAUUAUAAAAACAAUUAUUUACAGAAUGUAAUUUUUAGCUCAUACGAAUUUAAUAUCUUCAAUUAUUUAUCUUUCUUCAAUGAAUUGAACACUAAUAUGCUUUAUAUCCUAUUACGUACAACUAAAUAUUUGGAAAGUUGCAACUUUAAUAAUACUCCACUAUGAGAGUAGAAAAAAUAAUAAAAAAAUAUAGGUAAACAUAUUUCUACAUAUUACAUUUGUACCAAUACAGUAGUAGUCAUUAUCUUGCAUGUAUGUAAAAACAAAUUGUAUUUUUACUAUACUAAAAGAUACAAGAUAUAUA